CUCCUCUGUGCUUUGACCCUGCGCCUCUCUUCUACCCGUUCCCUCUAUUCUACACACUCGAUGCUUCUUGUGCCUCAUCAGUAAACGGCCAUCCAGCCAGCACAUGUGUACCCCCUCUCUACCACCACAACGCCAUUAUACCUCCAAGAAGACAUGUUCAAUUUCAGUGGAAGCCUUCUCGCCGGACAACAUGACCUGCAGAAGGAGCGACAACCUCCGUCGCGCCCUGUCCCAGUAAUAUUUCCAUCGCUCAAUCCGCCUCAACCCUCACAAGACACCCCUCCAGCCCAAUGGACCGAUGGCGCACGCCCACCUAUAUCCGCGCAUAUACUCAGUCUCAAGAAGCCAUCAGAUGUCACUUUAGAAACAUUAGCUCUGUUCAACAUCGCGUUUGAGCCCCAUUGCGACUUCGAAACACUCGUGCCCUCCCCCACUGACAACAAAGACCAACAUCUACCGCCCAAAUCCUGGCUAGAUGUGCCGUCCGAGAGCGAAUUGGGCAAAGACGCCACCUCAGGUGCUCCCAUUAAACUGCUUAGCAACGGCAGGAGGUUCCCAGAUCGUAACGAAUUCUACACUCGUGCGAAAGAGCUAUUCCUCAAAAACGAAGAUGCGUUCUUGAGCCUCACCCGUAAAUCAUCCGCCCCGAAGGUGCCAGUGCGCAUUGCGCACUUCCGCAAAUUCUGGGAAGGACUCGACAAUCUAGCAUACUACUGGGACAACUCUCUUGACGAAUAUCUCCCACCAAAGCCCGCCUCGCCAACCGAGACCAUCGAAACACCCACCACCCCCACUGCAACCCUUCCAGAAGGACCCACAGAAGAGAAUGGCUCAAAGGGUGAUCCCGAGUCCUCGCCCCUGUCGUCGAACAAUGGAGAGCCUCGUAAGAAAGUCAAGACCGAAGCAGACAGCACCAGCCUGGCCACGCCUCCGACGAUUCGAUCUGGUUUUGGCACCAGCAAGCCCCAGAUCGCGAUAUCCUCCAGCAAGGUCCUGCCCGCCAGAGCGGCGCCGCCAAAAGUGCCAUGGGCCAUGAACAUGCCCGGUCUAUCCGAGAGGACCGCCGAUCUAUCCAAAGGCUCCUACAAGGGCUACCGCAUAGGAAACGGUGCGGAGAUGCCCGACCAGUAUCGCCUUGAUUGCGUGCGUUCCUUCCUCGAGCCUAUCGCUUGGGCGUUUGGAGUCACGCUCGCUCCGCACCGAAGGCCUCCCGUUCUCACGGUAGAGCACGUGAGGUUUCCCGUCCGCAUGAACAGCGUGGGAUGGCGAGGCCCCACCGAUCGUCUGAAAGCACGACAGGGCUGGAUGGAGGGUCCCGUGCUCGGUGUGCAGUGCAGACCAGAUGUCGAUUUCGGCUCCAAGCGCGACCUCGAAGCUGAUUCUAUUCUUGAUGCCGUCCGAGAGAUCGGAGGUCUGUUGUUGUUAGCCCAGGAACGUGCUCGAGAAGGUCAGGUCGAAAAGCGAGCUGGUGAGGGCAAGUGGUGGACGACGAGUCCUCGCUGGGGCGGAGGUCCUGGUGGUGAAGUUGGCGAAGCUACCGGUGCCAGCGACGCACCGUCACAAGAUGCCGCACAAACGCCAGACAAGCCCGCAACCAGGCUCAGGGAGGGAUUGGGCAAGGAGAGGAGAAGACCCUCUCCAGCAGAGGUCUGGAAGAUCUUGAGGCCAGGGCAUCCCAUGUGGGAUCCCAAGCUCCAGUACGAAGCAAUCGGCAAGGAGAAGGACACUGAGUGGGAUGAUAUCUUCAUGGUAUCCUCCCUCAACCACCACAUCAGCAUCCUCAAACUCCGCGUCCACCGCCAGUACAUCCGCUUCAUCACCGACGGCACACUACCCAGCGACACCCCCCAAGAUCCCAACUGGCACGUCCCCGUCCUGCAGCGAACCCGCUGGUACGACCUCUUCAGCGUCGAGGAUCGCACUGAAGCAAUGCGGGGGGUCUGGGGCGUCAUGGCGUACCUCAUGCGGCCGAAACAGCAAGAUUCCGCUGACCAAGCUGCGGAUGUUGCCAUGAAGGAAACGCCACGGUCUUGAAGUUAUCUCCUCACCAAAAGUCCAUAUCUGACCCUCAUAGAUUAUAAUGAACCCCAUCUUUAUGUCCAUAUUAAGGGAAUGCGUAAAUCUCCAACACACCGUUUGCGUCUCUAGCCAUACUAGACCAGCCCGUCCACGUUGUAGUAGUGCCUCUUACCAUUCACAUACACCCAAUCCCAAGACUGAGCAUAUACACUCAAGAUUCCUUCG
Molecule: messenger RNA, 2244 nt
Organism: Aaosphaeria arxii CBS 175.79
Lineage: Eukaryota; Fungi; Ascomycota; Dothideomycetes; Pleosporales
Exons: 3
Coding region: 154-2034 (626 amino acids)
Source: RefSeq, a predicted model, not a curated record